AUGCUCUUAGUAGGUAUUUCCAUCGAAGACACUAAGGAAGAUGUUGAUAAGUUAGCAAGAAAAGUUGUAAAUUUAAGAAUUUUUGAAGAUGAGCAAGAUAAUUUUUGGAAACAGAGUAUUAAGGAUGUGAAGGGUCAAAUCCUAUCCAUUUCACAGUUUACACUUUAUGCAAAGACAAAGAAGGGAACCAAACCCGAUUUCCAUAUGGCUCAAAAGGGGCAUAUUGCCAAAGAACUUUAUGAUGAUUUCUUACAGGUGAUGAGAAAUGAAUUGGGGGACGAGAAUGUGCAAGACGGUCAAUUUGGGGCCAUGAUGAGUUGCUCCUUGACCAAUGAGGGUCCUGUGACUAUCAUUUUAGAUAGUAAGAAUUAG
Messenger RNA from Naumovozyma castellii, 372 nucleotides. It is a transcript of the gene DTD1, whose product is annotated as D-tyrosyl-tRNA(Tyr) deacylase. The record is from RefSeq and is a predicted model, not a curated record. The transcript has a single exon. NCBI's taxonomy places the organism in Eukaryota, Fungi, Ascomycota, Saccharomycetes, Saccharomycetales, Saccharomycetaceae. Bases 1 to 372 code for a protein of 123 amino acids.